This is a messenger RNA of Parastagonospora nodorum SN15, 357 nucleotides long. RefSeq lists its product as hypothetical. NCBI's taxonomy places the organism in Eukaryota, Fungi, Ascomycota, Dothideomycetes, Pleosporales, Phaeosphaeriaceae. The transcript has a single exon. The coding region runs from base 1 to 357 and encodes 118 amino acids. The record is from RefSeq and is a predicted model, not a curated record.
AUGACGGACCAGCCAUUCCGAUUCAUGGACUUGCCCAAAGAGCUGCAGCUGAUCGUAUAUGAGCACCUGCCUAUAGUAACGGCACAUUACAAGCUCGAUGCGGAGUGGGACGGAUGUAAGGAAUUUGCAGAUAUGCGAGAAGCCUUCGAGAAUGGCGACAAUUACCUAUCGCCCGGAGGAGUGGAGGUACCCAAGGAUUCUACCAUUGUCUUACACCGGAGUAUACUCGGUGUUGCCCUACUCAGAACUUCCCUGGAACUCGCCUCCGAGGCUAGCGUCAUACUUCAAUCCAAACUCGAGGCCCUCCGCACAUCACCAUACCGUAUCAUCGCAAACUCGAUCGCUCUGUUCCGCUAG